UGAUAACUCUUCCCAGCCUCUGGUGACUCUAAUUCUACUCUCCGUCUCCAGUAGAUUAAUUGUUGUUAAUAUUUAGUUCCCUCAUAUGAGUGAGAACAUGCGAGAUUUGUCGAGGCACCAAGUAUGUUGAGGAAAUGUACGGCAGAACAGCAGCUUCUUUUAAGGAAAAAAACUUAAUAGCUGGUAAAAGGUUCCUAUCUCUUUAAGCUGGAUAUGACGGGUAAAGUGGCAGUAGGCCCACGGAAGGUUCUCAGGUGCGUGCGCCGAGGCCAGGGCGCCUGGAUAAGCCGCACUUCACAUAAAUUUCCAGCCGCUUGAUUUGUCCCCAGUGGCGACUCGUAGAGGAAUUUGUAGCUCCCCUUCUGAUUGGCCGUGUGCUGCGCGCUCUGGCGUGCCUGGGGCUUGUGCAGGGCCGCUCGGCCGGUAGCGGAGAUGUCCAGCCGGUCCAAGCGGGAGUCUCGGGGUUCCACUCGCGGGAAGCGUGAGUCCGAGUCCCGGAGCAGCUCAGGUCGCGUUAAGCGGGAGCGAGAUCGAGAGCGGGAGCCCGAGACGACGAGCUCUCGGAACAGCCCGGUGCGCGUGAAGCGGGAGGUAGAGCCGGCGAGCGCGCGUGAGGCCCUGGCUCCUGCCUUCCCAGCGGUGCGGGUGAAACGGGAGCGUGAGGCGGACGAGGACUCGGAGCCUGAGCGGGAGGUGCGAGCGAGGAAUGGCCGAGAGGAUUCUGAGGACCGAAGGAGCCGCCAUUGCCCAUACCUGGACACCAUUAACAGGAGUGUACUGGAUUUUGACUUCGAGAAGCUGUGUUCUAUCUCUCUCUCGCAUAUCAAUGCGUAUGCCUGUCUGGUGUGUGGCAAGUACUUUCAGGGCCGGGGUUUGAAGUCUCAUGCCUACAUUCAUAGUGUCCAGUUUAGCCACCAUGUCUUCCUCAACCUCCACACUCUUAAAUUUUACUGCCUUCCAGACAACUAUGAGAUCAUCGAUUCCUCAUUGGAGGAUAUCACGUAUGUAUUGAAGCCCACUUUCACAAAGCAGCAGAUUGCAAAUUUGGACAAGCAAGCCAAAUUAUCCCGGGCAUAUGAUGGUACCACUUACCUGCCGGGUAUCGUGGGGCUGAAUAAUAUAAAGGCCAAUGACUAUGCCAAUGCUGUCCUUCAGGCUCUGUCUAAUGUUCCUCCUCUUCGGAACUACUUCCUGGAAGAAGACAAUUACAAGAACAUCAAGCGUCCUCCAGGUGAUAUCAUGUUCUUGUUGGUACAACGUUUUGGAGAAUUGAUGAGAAAGCUCUGGAACCCUCGGAAUUUCAAGGCACAUGUCUCACCUCAUGAGAUGCUUCAGGCUGUUGUCCUUUGCAGCAAGAAGACUUUUCAAAUCACUAAACAAGGGGAUGGAGUCGACUUUCUGUCAUGGUUUCUCAAUGCUCUACACUCAGCUCUGGGGGGCACAAAAAAGAAAAAGAAGACUAUUGUGACUGACGUUUUCCAGGGUUCCAUGAGGAUCUUCACUAAAAAGCUUCCUCAUCCUGAUCUGCCAGCAGAAGAAAAAGAGCAGCUGCUCCAUAAUGAUGAGUACCAGGAGACGAUGGUGGAGUCCACUUUUAUGUAUCUGACGCUGGACCUUCCUACUGCCCCCCUCUACAAGGACGAGAAGGAGCAACUCAUCAUCCCCCAGGUGCCACUUUUCAACAUCCUGGCCAAGUUCAAUGGCAUCACUGAGAAGGAAUAUAAGACUUACAAGGAGAACUUUCUAAAGCGCUUCCAGCUCACCAAGCUGCCCCCAUAUCUAAUCUUUUGUAUCAAGAGAUUUACUAAGAACAACUUCUUUGUGGAGAAGAAUCCAACUAUUGUCAAUUUCCCUAUUACAAAUGUGGAUCUGAGAGAAUACUUGUCUGAGGAGGUGCAAGCAGUACACAAGAACACCACCUACGACCUCAUCGCCAACAUUGUGCACGACGGCAAGCCCUCCGAGGGCUCCUACCGGAUCCACGUGCUUCAUCAUGGGACCGGCAAGUGGUAUGAAUUACAGGACCUCCAGGUGACUGACAUCCUUCCCCAAAUGAUCACGUUGUCGGAGGCUUACAUUCAGAUAUGGAAGAGGCGAGAUACUAAUGAAACCAACCAGCAGGGGGCUUGAAGAAGGCAUUUAGGGCUUUGCCCUAAGGACUUGGCUGACAGUGGUACAUUAGCAUACAGAAACUGUAGCUGAAUGUAAGCUGGCAGGUCCUGGGGCCAGCCCAGUUUGUUUAAGUUCUGACCAUCUGCCUGGGAUGACGCUACCCUAAAACAGCUGUUCUUUGAUCAAUUUAUUGUAAUUGAUGCUCCUUUCUCCUUCCUGUCACACUCCUAGCUUCAGUAGGGCAGAACUCUUUUCCAGAUGUACAUAACUUACUUCUGAGUAGCUGGGAGUAGCUGAAGGACGGAUCAUUUCUUUGAAACAUCAUGCUUUGGGAUUCUAGGAGUAAACAUGAAGCUAGUGACAGCCAUUUGUUAUAUAGUUAGAUAACUUUUGCUGUGAAUCCUGUCACUUCCUGAUGUACUUUUUGGAGUGGAAUAAAUAUUUCCCUGUUUGUAAACCAGCCUCUUAUUUUAUAUACUUACUUUGGCUAUUGGCUAAAGGAGAGAAUUAUUUUCCUUUUUAAUCUUCAUAAAUUCUUCACCCUACAGUCUGUCAUCUGGUGGAUAUCAUGUAUGUCUCUUCCUGUCAGCUUGUGUGUGAUGUGUCAGUUAGGAUGUAUUUGUUUCUGAGUAACAAAAUAACCUAUUAAAAGUGAUAAGUUAUUAUUGUGCUUAACUAGAAGGCCGGAGGUGGGCAGUUUCAGGCUGCGGUGCAGGUCUGUGCAAGGGGAGAGAGAAGAAAGGAAACAGGAAAAACUCAACUAUAGUACAGUUCUGAGAAAGUUGUCAACCAAAGAUUGCCUGUGGGAAGAACCAGGCAGAAAUGGCUCCUAUCAAGCUCAGUCAUUGGCUCUGAGCAGCCUGGAGGAGAUGUGGCCUGUCCUGAGCAUCCUGGCAGGUCCACAGCUGUGGGAGGUUUGUAGGCACUGCAGCCAGAGACCAGCAGUCUGUGAGUUCUUCUGGAGGGAGGGAGAUAGGAGCGCUGCGCCACUCUUUUUUGUUGUUGUUACGAUUAUUAUUUUUAUUGUUUUCUCCAAGUGACAAUAAAUACUCUGUAUUGACAGGAUAUCUUAAAA
This is a messenger RNA of Nycticebus coucang (slow loris), 3187 nucleotides long. RefSeq names its product ubiquitin specific peptidase 39 (gene USP39). NCBI's taxonomy places the organism in Eukaryota, Metazoa, Chordata, Mammalia, Primates, Lorisidae. Gene Ontology annotation, biological process: protein deubiquitination; mRNA processing; spliceosomal complex assembly. The transcript has 13 exons. Gene Ontology annotation, molecular function: cysteine-type deubiquitinase activity; zinc ion binding. The record is from RefSeq and is a predicted model, not a curated record. Bases 433 to 2130 code for a protein of 565 amino acids.